This is a messenger RNA of Microtus oregoni (creeping vole), 1368 nucleotides long. RefSeq names its product chromosome unknown C2orf80 homolog (gene CUNH2orf80). Lineage: Eukaryota; Metazoa; Chordata; Mammalia; Rodentia; Cricetidae. The coding region runs from base 64 to 804 and encodes 246 amino acids. The transcript has 9 exons. The record is from RefSeq and is a predicted model, not a curated record.
CCUAGCAACCAGGCAGAAGCAUCUGCGUUUAGGAAGACUUUGAGCAGCAGCUCAAGCCUUCCAAUGCCCAAGCCUGCCUGCGGGUACCAGAAAGAGCAGAAGCAAGCAAGCGCUGCGUCAGCUCCAGUUGUUUCUAGGCUUGCAGAAAUUGCUCUUCCUAAAGGCUAUCAGGUGGAGUGCAAGCUAUCCGCUCAGACCUGGCCUUCCGCCAUGGAAAAGAGUCGUGUAAAGCGGGAGGUGAAGAGGCUGCUGGGAGAGUAUAUUGGCAUCAGACUUCGGGAAAAUGAAUUUGAUCCAAAAGGAAGAGGCCAACUCACCUUUCUAGAUGAGAUGGCCCACUAUGACCUGGCCGUCAGUGUUGCUUGUCAAUGGGUAGAUCCCUCAGAAGACUUAACUUGGCUCCAGUGGGAGAAAGUGAAAGCGCCACUUCACGGCAGACCCUUGUAUCCAAACCGAAAAGAGCGCGAAGCAGUGAUCUUAUCAUCUUACGCCGGAGUCUUAAUGAACAGUAUCCCAAUUGAGGAAGUCCUGAAAAUUUACGGGGCCUAUUCUUCUACUGAACCUGAAUCUACGAAGGUCUCCCCGGCUCUGUUGCCCCGCCGCUCCUUGCACCCUUUUGCCAUGUUGACAGCACCCAACGCAGCAGAAUGCAACCGCAGACAGAGUGUCAAGCCGAGGAGAGGGGCAAUGCCAAAAAAUGCCUCCAGCGGCUCUACCAGGAAAGCAAUGGUUCAGAAUGGAAAUCCUGGAAAAGAUGCUCAUAUGCACAGCUCAAGAACAAGGUCACCUAAAAAUGAGAACUAGUACCGUGGGUGCAUAACAGAGUCUCUGGGAGCAGACAGGAAGCUUCGCCUUAAAGCCGCAAUCGUCACCAGCACACCCGUUCUCUGCAGUCAGCCAUUGCUGUAAACGGCAUUGACUCUCAAGCCUGCCCGUAGCCUUCUUCUCUUGGAAGCAUAUUGCACACCUAUAUUUUGGCAAAAGGAAAAAAAUGUGUAUAUCCUAUGCUUUUUCAUUUUAUGCCUGGAAAGCUGCUGGAGAAUUUGUAGGGAGCUCACUGUUCCUGGAUGGGUGGGUUUAGACAGUCUGGUAUUGAUACACAUUUUAGCAAAUGUGUAGCAUUAAAUAUUGCAUAGAAUGCUGGGGAAGGGGGUGGUUUUCCAAAGUGUUAACCCCAAAUAGAAUUAUUUUCUCAUUAGCAUUCUUCCAAAUAGAGAAAAUGUAAGCUCAUAAGUUUACAUUCAAUAAAGUUUGCAAAGAGGAAUGGAUGCUGGCUUUCUCUGGUGAUGACCACUAGGAAAAGAAAGGUGCUUCUCUUUGUGCGUCCUUCCCAAAUGAUGACAAGGCACAUGGUUUAACCAGCUUCAA